ACGUAGUAGCAGUGCCCAAUUCAACAACCAGAAACCACCGCUCUCCCUCUCUCUCUCUCUCAACAGAAGCACAAUUUAGUCAAGUGCUUCGCUUUUUCUGACACCCUUUUGAAAUAGCUCCUGCUCAAUUGAUCUCCAAUGGCUCCCUGAAUCAGAUUGAAAAACAAAAAAAUCAGAAUUUUUUUCAGAGUUUUCUGAAACAGAGGUUCAGGAUCGUGAUGAAAAACUAAAUUGGCCAAGAAUUUGUUAAAAUAUUAGUAGGUUUUUGUUUUUAUCUUCUUCUCCUAUUUCUCACUUGAUUGUUAUUGCUUGGAGGAUCGAUGGGGGAAUCUGCUGCGUGGCUCGUGCGCUCAUUUUCUCAGCCUUCUCCUACAUCCGAAGAAGAAAAAAAGGGGAACCCGAUAGAUCGGGCCCUAACAGCAUCAGUAUCCUUUGGAAGGUUCAUGUCUGAAUCGUUAGACUGGGAAAAAUGGUCAGCUUUUACUAACAACCGAUACUUGGAGGAAGUUGAGAAGUAUUCGAAGCCUGGUUCUGUUGCUGCGAAGAAAGCUUACUUUGAAGCUCAUUUCAAGAGAAGGAGAGCUGCAGCAUUGCUUGAGCAGCAAAAUGCAGCAGCUUGCACCUUCUCUGAAACAGAAAAUACAGAAGCUAAGAUUGACGACAAUUCAUCCUUGGAUUUGGGUAUUAAGGAAGCAGGGAUUCAGAGUAGUGAGCCAGCCAUUCCCUCUGGACAGAGUGGUAACCAUGAUACUUCAUUCGAAAGAACUUUAGAAGACACUAAGCGUGGAGCAACUGAAACAGCCAUGAAGCCACUUGCUAACCAUCUCAAACAUGAUGUGUGCAUUGUGGAUACAGUGUCCAAGAAAGAGGAUACCACACGCAACAAGGAUGAUUCUGCUAUAGGAAACCCGGCAUCAGGUCAGAAGAUACCCAAAGCUCCUUCUGCUAAGAUGCUGAUAAAAGGGGUUGGUUGCAAGUGUUCACCUUCAGUGGAACCGAUAAUACCUGUUCAACUCAAGAAUAGUGAAAAGUCACCAGAGAGCAAGCGUAAUUCGACGGACUCAAGCAACAAAAGGAGAUCCUACCUAACAUCCCUUCACAUGUCCAUUAAUCUUGCUUCUCGUUCAGGUGCAACCCAAAAUGACAUAUCUUCUGGUCUACCAAAGAUUGAAAACUCAAGAGUCAUCCGAGCUCCAGCCAAGAAAUAUAAAAACAGCUCGCCUCAAACUUCAACUAGGGCAUCUGUGAGUGGUCUAAUCAAGCAUUUUUCAGUAGCACCUACACCAGAAAACAGAAGGACUGUGAGAUCACGUGGUGAUUCAAUUUCAGAAGCCAAAACAGCAGAUGAUAAAGUUCAGUCCCCAUCCUCAAACUAUCCCAAGUCUUCGAAUUUAUUUGGAAACAAAGCACGGCUACCGACUGUGCCUUCGUCCUUCACAUUUAAGAGUGAAGAAAGAGCAGUAAAACGGAGAGAGUUUUUUCAAAUGCUCGAGCAGAAAGCAAAAUUGAAGGAGAAACAUCAAAUGCAUGCAAAACCACAGGUCACUGGAAAAAGUAAUGAUAAGGAUAUUCACAACUCCAUUGCACUCGAAGCAUCAAAAGGAGCAGAGGCUCCUCCCUUAAGAAACAUAACAAAAAAGAUUCCAACCGCGAGACCUUGUUUUCCAAAAAUUGAAGAAAGAGCUGCUGCUUUCAAAGUUCAGGACAGUAACAUUGUAAAACCUCCUUGGAGAUUCUCAGUGAAGACAGAAGGGUCCAAGGAUUUAACUGCAAAGAACAGCAGGCCGCCAAGCCAUUCUACAAAAUGUCUGCCAAAGAAGAUUAUGAAUGAAAAUGCUUCUCCAAACAUCCAGCUUUGACACACUUUUGCUGCUCUGUGGAGAAAUUAGUUACAGCAGCGCAUUGCCCGCGUUCCACGGGGAGGAAGUAUUAAGUGCUUUACUUUUUUCUGGAUGCUGCUGAGAAGUGAUUCCUUAAUAAGUAGAAGUUGAAGUUGUGAGAUUCCUUGUAAAAUCCUUAUAGUUGUUUUUUCGAAAUAGGAACAAAAAUGUUGAAGCUUUGUGUGUAAUGACUAGUUGCAAUCAUCGGUUGGUUAAUAUAUAUCAGUAGAGGUUUGUUUUA
This is a messenger RNA of Salvia miltiorrhiza (redroot sage), 2121 nucleotides long. Its product is annotated as protein WVD2-like 7. The transcript is spliced from 9 exons. Lineage: Eukaryota; Viridiplantae; Streptophyta; Magnoliopsida; Lamiales; Lamiaceae. The coding region runs from base 321 to 1859 and encodes 512 amino acids. The record is from RefSeq and is a predicted model, not a curated record.